UGGACGUGCCGGAGUGGUUAUCGGGCAUGACUAGAAAUCAUGUGGGCUUUGCCCGCGCAGGUUCGAAUCCUGCCGUUCACGUUUUUAACAUUUUUAUUGUUAUUAUUUAUACUGUUAAUCUGUUAAUAUGAACUGUUCUAUUGGCCCAGCUAAACUGAGUAACGUAACGUACUUGUAUACUCAUCAUGUGUUUUUUCCUAAUGUUAGAAAUCAAUUGUUGUCAACUUUAGGAAUAGUUGUGCAUAAUUAAUGGUUUGCCUAUUUAAUAUAUUUAUACAUAUAUGCCUACAAUCUACAUAUGCAUCUAUGUCAAUGAAGAAGUAUAAACUUGUAUUCUAACAAUAAAAUACUUUAAAUGUGCAAAACAUUAUGCUUAAUUUCAGUUUAAUUGUAUUGCGUUAGAUCGUACAAGACAAAUGAUCGUAUUAAUAUAUAUAUGGAUAAAGCAGGAGGUUAUAUAUGUAGCCAAAUGCUUCCUAAUGAUGUUAUCAUUCCAACUAUAUAUUAAUCAAAACUUAGGUGAAUAUAUAUACAUCAAAUACAAUUUUACGAAAUGUUCUUAUAAUAUAUAUUAAUAUAUAUAUACACACACCAAUAUCUCAAAUGAAACACAUGCAAAGAGUCUUCAUACACGAUGCUUAGUCCAAACAAUCAUGAGUUCGAUCAAACUUCUAAAGCCAAAGUUCCCUUCUCAUGGGAGCUAAAACCUGGAAUUUCAAGAAGAAAGAACAGAAGUGGCCGUGAUCUGCUACAAUGUAAGCUUACGCCGCCUCCAUGCCCUGAUGCUGACUAUAGUGAGGAAGUGUUGCAUAGUCCUCUUGUUGUGUGUCCUUUCACGCCUACUAACUCGAGAUCAAGUUUGUCAAGUUUUAGGAAGAAAAACGUUGACCCUUUUCUUGAAGCUUACAGGAAAUGUUUAGAGAAUAGUCCGAUUCGCAUCUCUUCUUCCAUGGGAAGAAACGUUCGAGGUGAUCAUCAAGAUUGUUACGCCAAGGACAAGAAGAAGUCUCUUAUGUUAUGGCUGUGGAGUAAAUAUUCUUGCAAAUUUGGUACUGAUGGCUGGAGUUCGGUCUCUCGAUUCCGUAGAUCCAAGAAGAGAAUUGAUUCCACCAAGUAAACAUAUUUUGAUCUAGUUACUAGAAGUUUCACAAAAAAAUAUUAUUGUUCAUUAAAGACAAUAUUAUAGUGAAAUGUUAAUGUGGGAACAGAACAGUACUACGUGCAUGUUUAAUACAUCUUUUGUCUUUCAAUGAAAUACUAUUAAGUUUCAUUCAAGAAUGAACCUUAGAUUUAAAUGGCUAAGUAUGCAUGCACGUUAAUAGUCUUGAAACAAUGUUAGACCGUUUCGUACUUUCAUUAUGUGAAUUGUAUAAACUUUUGGUAUGCGACUCUUCCGCAAAUACUUGUAAAACCUACAGUUUCUAGUAUGACCGGAUAUGAACUUAGUGGCGUGCUGUCUAAGUUAAAGCUUACGAAGAGAUGUUUACAUAGUGUCAUCACUGUUUUUGCCCGAUCUUCUCUCAUAUCAAGAUGUUCAUAUUACUCAGUGAUCAUUAUAAUCAAAACGAAAGAGGGAUGAGUUUAACCUUAUCUCCACGGAGACGGAGAAAAUAAUAAUAAUGAGAUUAUAUAUUAAGAAAAAAAAGUAACAAAGACAGGAUCUUCUCAUCCAAAUCCAUACUAAAAAUAAUAAAAACCAAAUCCGUACUAAAAUAAAAGCAGUACGCCCUCAAAGACGUGGUCUUACACUUAGGUGCGGAUAGUUUUGUCCAUGUUUUAUCAUGGCCAAUUCUCUUUGAGCAAUAUUCAAACUGAGUUGAAGGUGUUGAAGACGACGUUGGAGGCAGCGAAUUAUACCAACGCACCCAUAAACUGGGUCCCGGAUACGUGCUUCUGCCUCGAAACAUAGCGAGUCCACGCAAGCUUGCCUCUGGCUAGGAUCAAUCUCAUUGAGAAUUCUUACCACAUUUUUUAUGCCAUACACAUAACCUAAGAAAGCGUAUUUCUCAGGUUUGUUAGCCGGCAAGUAGGGUGUUAGCACACACUUUUUUGUGCACUUUUGCCUCUUCUCUUUACAUAUCCCGCAGGAUUCCAUCCGUGGCUAAUAGAGAUAGAAAAAAUAGAAUAUCUCUAUUAGCAAUCAACCAAACUUGGAAAAAAAAACUAAAACCUCUAAAUCUCCAAAACCCUAAAUAUUCUAUAGCAACCCAGUUGUAUUAUUGAAAAACAAUUAAAAUAUAUGGUAUAAACAGUAAGUAAUAAAAGUAACCAACCUGAUUAUACAUGUUAGUAUGAAUAACUUUCUCUGUUCAGGAAAAGAAAGAGGUAAAGAAAGACAGACACACCUUAAGAAUAUGUAUUAUAUAUGGGAAUUUGUGAGCCGGUUCAUUCUUUUUCCAUAUUGUAAUUUUUUUUUAUAUUGAGCGAUUAGAGGGCAAUUUUAUCGGCCACAAAACUAUAAGCUGAUUUUUAUGGAUUAGACCGGUUAAGGUCGGUUAAGUCAGCAAUAUAAGCCCAUUUAAGGCCCACUGCAACGAGUCGGUCCACGAGUGGGCGUCAAGCAGAAUAGAAAAAAAUAAAAAUAAAAAUAAAAAGAAAAAGAAAAAGCCGUGCCCGUCUCUCUCUCUCUCUCUCUCUCUCCUCUUUCUAAAAUUCCUUUGGCUGCAGCAAAGCAAGGCGGUCUCUCACUUUCACUCUAUAAAUAUCUUCUUCUCCAUCCUCCUCAUCCUUCUUUCCAUUUUCGCCGUCACUCGAACACCUCUCAUUGAUUCCGCAGAUUGUUCAUUUCUUUUCCCUUCCGUAGUUUUUUUCGUCAGGUGUAAUGUGAAAGAUUACUUCUUUGAGCCAUCAAUGUUUGGAAGUUACCAAUUUCUACAAUCUGAAUAUAUAUUUCUCAUUUGGUUGUAUAGAAGCACUUUAGUGACGACGUGUGAAGGAUCUGGUUCUGUAUUUGUGGAGUCAGAGAAGAACAUGAGCUCUCAAGUCAGGAGAGAUAGGCGUCAUCAGAGUUCUCAGCAAACUUGGGUUCCUAGAGGUGCUUCUACCUCCGUGGCGGUUGUAAAUGAGCCUUCACAUCCUCCUGCUAAUAAUACAGCCGGAGUUUCUGAAAGUCUUGUCGCUGGUGCUGCAUCACGUCCUGUUUAUCCACAAAGGCAGCAUAACGGUUCUGUUCGUCCGCCUUAUAAUCAGCACCAAAGGAACAAUAAUGUUGCUGCUCCACCUCCACAUAAUCGACAGAGAAGAAACAAUAAUGCUCCGGGAGCAACUCUGCCUGAUGAUAAUCGUCAACGAGUUGGGUCUAGGACCAGGCCUGUGUAUCAGGGGAAAAGGGUAGCUAAGGAGGAUAACAUUGCGUUGACAAACCCGAACUUGCCUCAGCUUGUUCAAGAGAUACAAGAGAAGCUGGUGAAGAGUUCUAUUGAGUGUAUGAUUUGUUACGACAAGGUUGGGAGGGCUGCGAAUAUAUGGUCUUGCUCCAGCUGUUACUCCAUCUUCCAUAUGCAUUGUAUCAAGAAAUGGGCUCGAGCACCAACUUCUAUUGAUUUGUUGGCUGAGAAAAACCAAGGUGAUAAUUGGAGGUGUCCUGGUUGCCAAUCUGUGCAGUUGACGUCGUCAAGAGAGAUAUGUUAUCGGUGCUUUUGUGGGAAGAGGAAAGAUCCACCCGCUGAUCCAUAUCUGACUCCACACUCAUGCGGAGAGCCAUGUGGGAAGCCGCUGGAGAAAGAGUUAUUUGCAGGAGCUGAGACGACCAGUGAGGAUCUUUGUCCUCAUAUCUGUGUGUUGCAGUGUCAUCCUGGUCCUUGUCCUCCUUGUAAGGCGUUUGCUCCACCUCGUAGUUGUCCUUGUGGUAAAAAGACGAUUCAUACUAGAUGCUCUGAGCGGAGAUCUCUUCUUGUUUGUGGGCAGCGUUGCGAGAAGCUUCUCAACUGUGGGCGUCAUCAGUGUGAAAAGACAUGUCACGUUGGCCCUUGUGAUCCUUGUCAGGUACUAGUAAAUGCCACAUGUUUCUGCAAGAAAAAAGUGGAGACUGUUAUUUGCGGAGAUAUGAAUGUGAAGGGAGAAUUGAAAGCUGAAUCUGGUGUGUAUUCGUGCAAUUUGAACUGUGGGAAGCCACUUGGAUGUGGUAAUCAUUUCUGUUCCGAGGUUUGCCACCCUGGACCUUGUGGCGACUGUGACUUACUGCCCGGUAGAGUUAAGACGUGCUAUUGUGGGAAAACGCGUCUAGAAGAACAGACCAGGCAGAGUUGCUUGGACCCAAUUCCUUUUUGCUCAAACAUAUGCAGUAAGCUUCUUCCUUGUGGAUUACAUACUUGCAACGAGGUGUGCCAUUCAGGUGAUUGCCCUCCUUGUUUAGUGCAAGUCAACCAGAAAUGCCGGUGUGGGUCGACAUCCAGGACUGUGGAAUGCUACAUAACAACUUCUUCAGAGACGGAUAAGUUUGUGUGUUCUAAACCAUGUGGGCGUAAGAAGAACUGUGGGAGACAUAGAUGUAGUGAGCGUUGCUGCCCUCUCUUGAACGCGAAGAAGAAUGAUCUAUCCGGUAAUUGGGACGAACACGUAUGCCAAUUACCUUGUGGGAAGAAGCUAAGGUGCGGGCAGCAUUCCUGUGAAUCUUUGUGCCAUAGUGGCCAUUGCCCUCCUUGCCUCGAGAUGAUAUUCACUGAUCUAACAUGUGCGUGUGGAAAUACUUCGAUUCCUCCACCACUACCAUGCGGGACGCCUGUUCCUAGCUGCCAGCUUCCGUGCUCCAUUCCUCAGCCUUGUGGCCAUUCUGCUACGCAUGGAUGCCAUUUUGGAGAUUGCCCUCCUUGUUCUGCCCCAGUGGAAAAGAAAUGCGUUGGUGGUCACGUGGUUCUGAGAAACAUACCUUGUGGGCUGAAAGACAUCAGAUGUAACAAGAUUUGUGGAAAGACGAGGCGUUGUGGUAUGCAUGCUUGUGCCAGAACUUGUCACCCGGAGGCAUGUGACACUUACAGUGAAUCUGAAGCAGGACUGCGUGUUACAUGUGGACAGACUUGUAGUGCUCCUAGAAGAGAUUGCAGGCAUACUUGUGCAGCUCUCUGCCAUCCUUCGCAGCCUUGCCCUGACUCAAGAUGUGAAUUUCCAGUAACAAUUACAUGUUCGUGUGGUCGCAUAACCGCUACUGUCCCUUGCGAUGCGGGAGGAGGAAGUACCAGCAAUCUUAGUGUUGAUUCUAUCUAUGAAGCCUCUGUUUUGCAGAAGCUUCCAACCACGCUUCAGCCUGCUGAGUCGAGCGGAAACAGAAUCCCCCUCGGGCAGCGAAAGCUUUCGUGUGAUGAUGAGUGUGCUAAGCAGGAGCGUAAGCGGGUUCUUCAAGACGCGUUUGAUAUCACUCCCCCAAAUCUGGACUCUUUACAUUUCAGCGAGAAUGCUGCUAUGACAGAGAUUAUUUCGGACAUCUACAGGCGUGAUCCGAAGUGGGUACUGGCUGUUGAAGAGCGCUUCAAGUUCUUGGUACUUGGGAAAGCCAGAGGAAGCACAAGUGCCCUUAAGGUCCAUGUCUUCUGCCCAAUGCAAAAGGAUAAACGAGACACAGUUCGACUUCUAGCUGAGAGAUGGAAACUUGCGGUUAGCAAUGCAGGGUGGGAGCCAAAACGAUUUACAGUGGUCCACGUAACACAAAAGUCAAAAACGCCAACACGAAUCAUUGGAGCUAGGGGUGGCGCUAUCUCGCUAGGUGGGCCUCACCCACCGUCCUUCGAUCCGCUGGUGGAUAUGGAUCCAAGGCUUGUGGUUUCUUUAUUGGAUCUCCCGAGGGAGGCGAAUAUCAGCGCUUUAGUACUAAGAUUUGGAGGUGAAUGUGAGCUUGUUUGGCUGAAUGACAAGAACGCUUUGGCCGUGUUCCACGACCAUGCCCGAGCCGCCACUGCCAUGAGGAGGCUGGACCAUGGUUCUGUAUACCAUGGAGCAGUGGUCGUCCAGAACGGUCCGCAAUCUCCAUCACUCGGUGGUAAUGCAUGGGGAAAACUACCUAGCAGCUCAUCCUGGGAUGUACAGAAAGCAAAUCCAUGGAAGAAAGCAGUGAUUCAGGAGAGUGAUGAGAACUGGGGAGCUGAUGAUUCCCCCAUUGGAGGAUCAUCCACAGAUAUUCAAGCCGCUGCGUGGAGAUCAGCAACGAGCAACACUCCAGUGGUUACUUCGGUUAACCGUUGGAGUGUACUGGAGCCAGAGAAGCCCAACACGUCCGCUUUGCAGCCAUUGGUUCAGACAGAAGGGAGCAGCAGUUCAAAAGCUGCAGGUAAACAACCGGUGGAAGGCUCAAGCGAAGAAGUGGUGGAUGAUUGGGAGAAGGUAUGCGAGUGAGAAUAUAUGAGAAGUGCCUCUCAUUUUCUACUUCUUUUGCUUAGUAUAAAGACGUCAGGUUGCUCAGUCGUGUAUGAUAUAAUUUUAGACCGUAUGCGUGUACUGUGAUGAGCUUGGGUCUGUGCCUAGUUGGGAGCAUAGGUGAUAGACAACGAGGUGCCGUUUAGUUUUGGCAUCUUUGACGUUUAAUUGGUUCAUAUAUACUACAAAACUAUCUGAAUGUUUGAAGCUAUUGUGAAACGGCAUUUUUUUUUUUUAUUGUAGUUGAAAAAUUAAGGCUUUUUCCUA
This is a messenger RNA of Brassica rapa (field mustard), 6612 nucleotides long. Its product is annotated as NF-X1-type zinc finger protein NFXL1. Gene Ontology annotation, molecular function: zinc ion binding; RNA polymerase II transcription regulatory region sequence-specific DNA binding; DNA-binding transcription factor activity, RNA polymerase II-specific. The record is from RefSeq and is a predicted model, not a curated record. Gene Ontology annotation, cellular component: nucleus. NCBI's taxonomy places the organism in Eukaryota, Viridiplantae, Streptophyta, Magnoliopsida, Brassicales, Brassicaceae. Gene Ontology annotation, biological process: regulation of DNA-templated transcription.